Bufo gargarizans (Asiatic toad) is the source of this 1492-nucleotide messenger RNA. RefSeq names its product transmembrane p24 trafficking protein 9 (gene TMED9). Gene Ontology annotation, biological process: intracellular protein transport; Golgi organization; COPI coating of Golgi vesicle. Bases 33 to 683 code for a protein of 216 amino acids. The transcript has 5 exons. Gene Ontology annotation, cellular component: endoplasmic reticulum; COPII-coated ER to Golgi transport vesicle; endoplasmic reticulum-Golgi intermediate compartment. Lineage: Eukaryota; Metazoa; Chordata; Amphibia; Anura; Bufonidae. The record is from RefSeq and is a predicted model, not a curated record.
ACCUCAGCUUCCGGCGAGGCUCUGACGGGAAGAUGGCUGCUGCCUGGCUGCUCUUGCUCGCCGCCUGUAUGGGCCCGGUCGCCUCCCUCUACUUCCAUAUAGGCGAGACUGAGAAGAAAUGUUUCAUUGAGGAGAUUCCGGACGAAACCAUGGUGAUAGGAAAUUACCGCACCCAGCUUUAUGACAAGCAGAGGGAUGAGUAUUUACCCGCAACGCCUGGCCUCGGCAUGUUUGUCGAAGUGAAGGACCCAGAUGAUAAAAUUAUCCUUUCUCGUCAGUACGGAUCAGAGGGCCGCUUCACCUUCACUUCCCACACCCCCGGGGAACACCAGAUAUGUCUCCAUUCUAACUCCACCAAGUUCUCUCUCUUUGCUGGUGGGAUGUUGAGGGUUCACCUUGACAUCCAAGUUGGAGAACAUGCCAACGACUAUGCCCAAAUUGCAGCCAAGGACAAAUUGAGCGAGCUACAGCUACGUGUGCGACAGUUGAUCGAACAAGUGGAACAGAUUCAAAAGGAACAAAAUUACCAAAGGUGGCGGGAGGAGAGAUUCCGACAGACAAGUGAAAGCACCAACCAGCGCGUCCUAUGGUGGUCGAUUGCUCAGACACUGAUACUUGUGGCUAUUGGAGUCUGGCAGAUGAGGCAUCUGAAGAGUUUCUUUGAAGCCAAGAAACUGGUGUAAACUUUAUGAUAUGAAGCAGUGUCUGCUUUACCAGAAGUGUUGGACCCACCUCCAGCUGGGUGUUUUCCACCAGUAAAACCCAAUAGGAUGGAACUGUAUGUUACACGGUGACUCCAGCAUGUGGGAUCAGAACACUCUGCUUGGAUCACUAAUGUCAUAUUGUCCCUGUCAAUACCAGAGGGAACUAUCCUAAAAUAUUGAAUGAGAUUGUUGCUGUUUACCAUUCAUUGUUAAUAUUGAAUUUUUGCAUUUUUGUCAUACAGAACUUGUACCAAAAGCCAACGGUAUAAGCAUUUUUCCCCUCACUUUUUCUCCCAUAAUGCAGAAAUCAGGUAAAUUAUUCUAGCAGUAAAAAUUCAUAAUUAUUUUUUUUUUUUCUGUUUGCUUAAUUGUUUUUAUGGUGAAGCGGUCUUGGGUUAAUUUUAUGUGCUUUUAUCAUGACUCAUGUUUAUAGAUUUUUCUUUUCUUAGACUUGGAUAAGAAGUGAUAUGGAUAUUCCUACCUGGCCCAGGUUUGCACUGCACUGGAGGAAACUGCUGCAGUGGCUUCAUUGUCCCGAGUUUGGGCUUGCUGCUGCUGUACUGUCACUAUGAGAUUUUAGAAUACCACGUUUUGAGAUUAAAUUGCACUUGCCAAAUAGCUGUACCACCUGCAGUAAUAAUCUCCGAGACUGUCUGUAAACUGGCUCCCUUCUGUUUUCAGGGGAUUAAGCCACUAGGAUCCCCAGCUACAUGGGUCCUGUUGUAAAUGAAUUUGAAUGUCUGGGUUUUUCAUGUUUUGCAUUUAAAUAAAAACCAAAUUUCCCUCCA